AAAGAGUUUAUCCGGGAAUCAGAGGAUGGAGGUGGCCAUGUUCGCUUGAGCACGCCGGCAAAUGCAGUGUUUUUGAUUGGACAGGUCUGCUAACGCUAAAAGGGGCGUAAAGUUUGCUGCUAGCAGCUAGCUCCGGUGUGAUCAUCUGGGAUCCUGCUCAUUUUUGGCGGCGCCCUGCAGAAACGAAAAAAAACAAAACAAAACGAUACUGUAGAGCGUAUAAUAUUUACAACAGACACGGUUUAGUUUGUAGUCUGUGAGCCGUGGUAGUUUUCAGGCUGAUAGGAACAUUCAGUGAAAUGAUGACCUGGCUUCUCUCUCUCUGGACAUGGCAUUGUGGCCAUUGGUGUUAAUGCUAACUAAGCUGGUUAGCUCAUCGGGCUAGGUAGCUGGGCUGUUGGCUGUAGCUGAAUCGACUAGCUAGCGAUAAGCAUUAGAUAUCACUAGCUCACAUUAGCUAGCUACGCUGUGUUAGAGGGUAGACUCGCGCUAUGAGAAUCACUUAACAGUAGCGUCGCUAGAUCAAGGCCACCUACGUUAAACUUUAGGCGAACAUUCAUUUUGUACUCAAAGUAACCGGCUGGCUAAAUUGGCUAAUUUUAACGCGCUAACAUGCAGGAGUAGUUGAGUAGUGUUUCAGUCGCCAACCGCUGCUGCCUUGCAACGGCAGACUAACGGGUCGGUAGCUAACAGUUGCCGGGCAUUGUGCGGUAUGUAGCCAUGGCAUGCUAUCCAUCGGGAUAGUUGGUGAUUGGUCAUAACGUUACAGGCAGCGUUAGCACAUGCCAGUUUUGGCUGACCAUAUAGUCAUGAUAUGAAGAGUUGUAGAGAGAACGCUGUUAUAAAUAAUAGCCAGUGUUAAGCUGCCUCGGCGCCACAGUUGUACAGACGAUAGGGCCUUGCAGGUUGCUGUGAGUGAUCUACAUCGAGUUAGCUAGUUUGUCUCAAGUCAGGUCAGUUGCCUGAUUGAUGAUGUUUAUUCACAACAUGUAAAGUUAGCGACGUUCGGAGAGCAAAAAUGUAACAUAACCGAGCCGGCUAGCCAUUUUGAGUUCACGACUAGGUGACAGGCAGCGUUAGCUAGCGAAAUGAACAACUCAGGAGUCAUGCCACAAGAAAAGAUGGAGCUGGAUCUGGAAAUCCCAUCUUCGUUAGUUCAGAACGAUGGACACCUGAGAAGAUCCAACAGUGCACCCAUGAUAAAUGGCUUAAGUGAUAACUCCCAAGUGUUCCAGAGAGAGGUCCUGCGUAGCCGGAGAAAUAGCACUACAGUUGUCAACAGGCCCAACAUGGUCCCUUCAUCGCCUAUUCGUGUCCCCAGCACCAGACUUCAUCAGAUAAAACAAGAAGAAGGUGUAGACGUGAUGAACAGAGAGACUGCUCAUGAGCGGGAAGUUCAAGCUGCCAUGCAGAUGAGCCAGUCCUGGGAAGAAAGCCUUAGCCUGAGUGACAAUGAUUUGGAGAAGUCAGCGUCUUCGUCUCCAAAGCGCAUCGACUUUGUGCCUGUGUCGCCUGCCCCAUCCCCAACCAGAGGGAUAGGAAAAAAGCAGUGUUUCUCCCCUUCACUACAAAUCCUUGUGAGCAGCAAUGGCCUAACGCCCAGCCCAAUCCCCAGCCCAACGCGACGCUUCAGCAGACGAAGUCAAAGUCCGAUCAACUGCAUCAGGGCCAGCAUACUUGGGCCAAUAAAACGCAAAGGUGAGAUGGAGUCAGAGAGCCAACCCAAGAGGCUCUUCCAGGGUACCACCACCAUGCUGUCCUCUGAUGUCUCCAACCUGUCAGAUCUCAGUUCCUGUCACUCUCCAGAUUUACUGGAUGGCAGCCUCAGCAGCGUCAGCUCCUCCACCGACUCCCCAGGCAAAAUGGAGGGAGUCUCACCCUCCUCGUCCAGCAACUCACCCUUCGCUUCCCUCCAGGAUUUGUCCCCAAAAUGAGAAUGGGAUAGCAAGAGACACUAAAAAGGCGCACAAAAAGACCCUCUUUCCAGGGAACCAGUUUCCUUCUCAGCCCCUCCACUUGACCAUUGCCUAGAUUGAGUUUAAUUUUCCAUGUUUGCUUCUGAAUGGCUGUUUUCAUGGCUACACUUUGGAGGGUCUAAGAUAUGUUUGAAUCGAGGAAACGAAAGCCAUGGAUGAGGUUUUGUUUAAGAGGUUGACCCAGUGAAAAUGGGGAACGACUGAAGACACUGUGAGCACCAGCUGCUAGAAGUGGAUCUUGGAUGGUUCUUGGCUUCAUAGUGAUAUUGUGUUUUUAAGUGGCUAUCCUGCAAAUCUGUCCUACCAGUUCCCCUCACUGGAGAGAGACAUUGAGCACUGGACAAAAAAAAAAGACUAUUUGGAUGUGUACAUUUUCCCUGUUUUUUUUGUGCUGGAAAACUUCUGUCCACAGGCCGUUGUAUGUACACAGUCUGCAGAUUUUGUAAGAAAAGAUUUAACUUAUUGUUUUCCUGCUUUGUUUGUAAUUAUGUACAUAUAAACCUUGUCAAAUGUCAUACAUAGUUUGGCUAUGAGGUGAAUGCGGGCACAGGUCUUCAACAGCAACAAGUUUUCUUUGUUAAAGGAACAUAAACUACUUUUGGGGUACAACUAUGGACAUUUCCUUACUGUUAUACUGUAAGAGAAGUUAUGUUUUCAGCAGAUAUUCUGAAUAUUUUUAUGAGACACGCUGUGAACUGUGGUGAAAAUUUUUCAGUUUGGCUUGUACACGGCCCUCCCCAUGACUUACUGCAACUUUAAUUGCCUACUAUGAGCAGUUAAUGCACCUAGCAGUGAAUUGUGGACGAAAUAAGAUGGUCAUCGCUGGUGGUCUUUCAACACUAACGGUUCCUCUCUAUCCUGUGUUCUUGUCAGGAUGUUUUUUUGUAGAUAAACAAAGUAUAGAAAAGAUUUUUUUUUUUCUGACAAAAUGUUCUUAUUUAUGGAAAAAAAUGUUUAUUAUAAAAAUUGGAUGGCGAUAGGUUUCUAUCCCCAGUA
Messenger RNA from Xiphias gladius (swordfish), 2972 nucleotides. RefSeq names its product PABIR family member 2 (gene pabir2). The record is from RefSeq and is a predicted model, not a curated record. The transcript has 10 exons. Gene Ontology annotation, molecular function: protein serine/threonine phosphatase inhibitor activity. Bases 1089 to 1934 code for a protein of 281 amino acids. Lineage: Eukaryota; Metazoa; Chordata; Actinopteri; Istiophoriformes; Xiphiidae.